GUCCGGGGCGACCGUGCUUCAGUUGCCGUACGUUCUAACUCUGCGCUAGCCCAAUAGGCAGAAAAAUGUAUCUUUUCACGACUAUAACUCAACUUUGCGUUUUUGAUUUGCUAUCGAACACCUGCAGUUGUUAAAGGAUCAUCUCUGAGCAACAAACAAGGAAAAGCCAUAUCUUAACCCUAUUAUUCAUAUCAAUAUUUAGCUAACGUCGUUUACCCAGUAGAAGUCAACACUUUACCACAACUGAGCAGUUCUGAUAGUAGGGAACGAAAAUGGGCGACGUUUCAUACAUUGUCGACAGCCUUGGGCUGCCGCCCUUUUCUUACCAGAUGUCGCUGCUUAACUUCACUGAAAAAGGACCACAGGAGUUGCUGCAGCUGUUGAGUGAUGUUUUUAGCACGAUCAGCCCAAAGCAUCAGAAAGUAGACAUCACGAAAGAGACGCCCGACCAGACAGCUGAUCGCCUGAUUGGCUUCCUAAAGAUAAUCAAGUAUCGACCGAACGUGCAAGACCCGCUCCUCUUCCGCCAACUGGUGGCCUCGGGUGACCGAGAGACGCUGUACCAGAUCCUACGAUGGGUUGUUCCGCAGCCGCAGCUCCUGGAGAAGCGUGCCUUCGUGGGCUACUACCUGAGCUUCCCAGACAUGCCGGAGGAGUUCAACUUCGACCCGGACAUCAUGGAGCUCAAGGAGGAGAUCAAGGGCAUGCAGCAGGAGUUCAUCGAGCUGCACAAGAGCAGCGAUGCAAUCAAGAACCUCUCCAAGGACACGCUGGCGUUGAAGAACAAGAUCAAAAGCCUGGAGGAGGAGAGGGAGCGGCUGGGCGAGAAGGUGGAGCGCGCCAAGGCGGCGGUGGACAAGCUGCCUGACCGGAGCAGCUACAUGGAGGUCUGCACCAACCUGCGCAAGCAGCAGGACGAGGAGGUCAACCUGUCCACAGCUAUCCAGACCCAGAAGGGCCUGCUUGAGAAGGCGGAGGGCAACUACCACCGCGCCGCCGCCCGCCUGCGGGAGCUGCAGCUGUCGUACCAGGAGGGCUCGGCGGCCAAGCUGCUGGAGACGCUGAAUGAGGACGUGAAGAACCUGCGGGCACAGGUGAACGAGCGCUACCCCAAGGACGUGGAGAAGCGGCAGAAGCGGCUGGGUGCGCUGUCGGAGGCGCUGGCGUCCGGCAUCUCCACGGAGAUGGACCUGCAGCGGCUGCAGCAGCAGGCCACCACGCUGCACAACCAGAUCCAGGAGAUCCAGGAGCGCAAGGUGGCGCAGGACAAGGCGCGGCAGGGCGACAAGGCCUACCUGCAGCUGCGUCAGGCGCAGCAGAUGGCCACCGUGUCGGCGCGCAAGAAGGAGGAGCUGGCGGCCAAGCAGGAGCGGCUGCAGGAGAAGAAGACGGCGCUCACGGCGCAACUGGACAAGCUCAAUGUGGAUGGCGGCGGCUCGGGUACGGUAUUCAGCGAGGAGGAGUGGCGCAACAAGUACGAGAGCAUGAAGAGCAAGCUGCCCAUCUACAAGAAGAUGAAGAAGGAGCUGGGCGACCUGGAGGCGGAGGUGUUUGUGUUGGCGCACACGGAGGAGCUGCUGGCGGCGCAGGAGGCGGCCAUGCUGGAGAAGGUCAAGAAGGUGGAGAAGCAGCAGGGCAUCUCGGGUUUCACGGACGUGGCUCAGCAUCUGGAGAAGGUUUCAGAGGCGAAGAGCCAGAUGGACGAGGAGAAGGGCAUGACGCUGAUCGAGAUCUCUCGUACCGUUGAGGAGAUCAACAACGCCAUCAACCAGCGCAAGCAGCAGUUGGCGCCGCAGAUCAAGAAGCUGCGAUCCGUACGGCAGGACUUUGCGGAGUUUGAGGCCAAGUACAACGAGAAGAAGACGGCGUACGACAAUGUGGUAGCGACGUUUGAGGCGCGUACGGCAGCGCUGGAGUCGGAGGUGGCCGGCCUCAAGGCUGAGGUGGCUGAGGACGAGUCCCGCUACCACCUGCUUCACUGCCAGCUGCACACCACCGACCAGAACAUCAAGAAGGUCACCAGCGGCCCGGCGGCGGAGCGCCUCCGCGAAAAGUACGAGACCAAGCUGAAGGAGGCGGAGGAGGCCACCAAGGCCCUGCGCGAGCGGCAACGCGAGAUCAAGGACACGCACACCACCGGGCUCAGCCAGAUCGACAUCAUGAACGACAUGAUUCGCCUGCUGCAGCUCAAACUCAACCUGGCUCGCGGCAUCGCCGGAGGCGGCCUGGAGGGCAUGAUGGGCGGCAUGAGCGGCGGCGGGGCGUCGGUGGGCGGCCAGACGUUCGACACCGGGUCCGCCAACGUGCUUCAGUUGUGAGCGGGAGGUGGUUGAGGAAAUGGAGCAGGUCAACCGGGACGCUUGGGGUGUUAGCGUGCGCGCGCGCCAAUCCUAGCAACGCUUUGGUGGCGACAACCAUGUUUGGCUUGCGGCCGUGCGCGUUACUGACAUUUUCCGCAUCAAUUUGCACAUAGAAUGGGUCUGGGGUCAUGCGACAUGGACUGUAUUUGUCUGUAUGUGGUCUUGUGGUGGCGUUACAGCACAAUGGAGCGAGUUGCGAGCUGCGAGCUCACAAAACGGGCGCUGUGAGGAUGCAUGCAUGUGAUUGUGCGAUAGGGCUAGGCAGUCGGUUGCCUGGUAGGGCUUGCCAUUAGCACGCUAGGUCCCAAGGGGUGGAUGCUCCGUGCAGCUUGGCAUGUAGUACUGUACAUACGGGGUCUGCAGGGGAAAUGUGACCUUUUGACGCACAGCUAUUACAGUGCAUGUGUCGACAUAUGACAUAGCGCUUGCUUGUACCACGGCUAUUGGCCAGCAGUAUUAUCAGAUUGACGAACCAGCGGCGAGGGCGGUGUUGCUUGCUGUGUCGUACGUGCUCUGCAAAGAGCGUUAACAGCAACACCAUUGAUUACUGUUAUCCGCGCCUUAGGGCGCUAUGUUAACCAACUGUAAAAGACAUGUUCUGGGUUGUUGAAUGGGGAACCCGAGUAAUGAGGCCGAAGGCUGUCACAGUGCCACGCUUAUAGUAUGUCACGAAUCACUCUCCUUUGGGGACGUGUGGUAUUGGGAAACCGCUCGUGGAGGUGAUAUCGCGUGCUUACUCGGCACUAUGCGGCCGUCCGGCUGUCAUCGUCGCGCAGCCGCGCUUGUACGGCAUUAGUGUGUAAUGUGGACGACAGGCAUAAUCUGCGUUUCUGUAGCAACAGUACGAAGUUGCUUCGUUUCCAAAUUGUGCGCUGAAAGGGGUUGUGCAGGCCACACUGGCCUCGGUUCUACCUGCUGCGAUGAGGGCUAAUUUGCUGACAAGGAGUUGCCGAGCGACGGCCAGUCGCGCAGCGAGGCUUUGGCAACAACCAAGGGCCACAGUGCGCCCUGUGACAACUAUGGCACUGCCAUCAGACUUCAAGGAUUCAUAUGUUGACCUCGCGCACCAGCUUGCAGAUGCCGCUGCGCAAGUCACGCGCAAGUACUUCCGGACGACUUUCGACGUCGAGUCAAAAGGCGACACCAGCCCGGUGACGAUUGCGGACCGCCAAGCUGAAAUUGCUAUGCGGGAACUGAUUGAGCGUACUUUCCCAGAGCACGGCAUCUUUGGGGAAGAGCACGGGAUUAAACAUGGCAGCGGGGAGGGCUCCAAGUACAUGUGGGUGUUGGACCCCAUUGAUGGAACAAAGAGCUUUAUCACAGGCAAGCCGCUGUUCGGGACGCUCAUAUCGCUGGUGUACGAGGGGUCUCCCGUCCUGGGCAUCAUUGACCAGCCCAUCACCAAGGAACGGUGGCUGGGCGUGGUUGGCCGGCCCACCACCCUCAACGGAGAAACCCUACAGACCCGGCCCUGCUCGGACGUCAGCCUCGCCUUCCUGUACGCCACAACCCCUCACAUGUUCUCAGGCGACAACGAGGUCGCCUUCAACCGUCUGCGCGACAGCGUACGGAUCCCCAUGUACGGCUGCGAUUGCUACGCGUACGGCCUUCUAGCAGCGGGGCACUGCGACCUGGUGGUGGAGGCGGAUCUCAAGCCGUACGACUACAUGGCGCUCGUACCUGUCGUACAGGGCGCUGGCGGUGUCAUGACUGACUGGAGCGGCCGGCCGCUGGUGUGGCAGCCCGCCCCGGGGGCCGCUGACCUCAAGUCGGGGUGGCCGGGUGAGGUGUGCGCGGCGGGCAGCCAGGAGCUGCACCGACAGGCGCUACAGCUGCUGGACUGGAAGCAGUAGAGGGCGUGAUGGGGGGAGAGGGGCUUGGUGGAUGGGGGGUUGGGGGGUGGGGGGGGCCCUGCGGCGUGCAUGGGGCCGUGGUUCGGUAGUUAGCGAAGGGUGGGGUAGUGGGAGGCAGCUUUGGAAAGGGAAAGGAAGACGUGUGGAGCGCCCAAGCCUUCCGUUAGAAGGCGGAGGGUAGGAGCAGCAGCAGCAGCAGCGGCGGCGGGAGUGCAAAGAGGCAGUUGUGGGCAGCCGUUGCUGCGGUCAGGCUUGGAGAGCGGCGGCAAAAGCAUUAGCAGGCGGCAGCGGCGGGUGCUUCGGUGUCACUGGUGUCACUGAUACCUCCAGUUAGCUCACGUUGCGUGCUUGCUGCUGCGCGGCUGUGAAGGAGGUCGCAGCAGCAUGAGCGGCAAGCAGGUGCCGAGGAGCGGGGGCGACAACUGAGGCGGCUUGGGCGGCUGGCUGGCUGGCUUGCUGACACUGUGUACGAGUGCCUGCCUGGGCGGGGCUGUAGUGCAGUAGUGCAGCGGCUGUGAGCUGUGGGCUGACAGUACCGCUGUGCACUACAUGGUGGCUUCGGGAAGCUGUUGAGCUGUGGAGGUAAGAUGCGGCGUGGGCCGGUUAUGAUACCGGUAUAAGGGAAGACGUCUGUAGGGCGUCUUAAUGCCUUAGGAUUGUCAUCAUCUUGGGUGACGUUGGCUUGUGCUGCGAGUCUCUCUUCUUGGCGAGCUGCUGUGAGCGAUUUCUGAGACAUGCUUACGUGCGAACCAUGGGUGAUGUCCUUGACAUGGCACCUUGAGCGCCCGAUGUUGUAGUGGGGCGACGAGGAAGCGAAGGCGCAGGGGUCCGUGAGGUGUGUAUGCGUGCGGUAGCUUCUAAUGGAAGCAAAAGGAAGGCGUGUGCGCAGAGGGCCCAGCUGGACACGGCCGAAGGAGAUGCAGGAGAUGAGUUGCACGCGCAAGGGAAUGUGACCCAGCACGUGCUUCGUUGCGACUGGCGAGUAACAUUACACUCAUGCAAGGAAU
This is a messenger RNA of Astrephomene gubernaculifera, 5220 nucleotides long. The record is from the annotation of a GenBank genome assembly. NCBI's taxonomy places the organism in Eukaryota, Viridiplantae, Chlorophyta, Chlorophyceae, Chlamydomonadales, Astrephomenaceae.